This is a messenger RNA of Bradysia coprophila, 946 nucleotides long. RefSeq names its product acidic mammalian chitinase-like. The record is from RefSeq and is a predicted model, not a curated record. NCBI's taxonomy places the organism in Eukaryota, Metazoa, Arthropoda, Insecta, Diptera, Sciaridae.
AUGCAGACGGAACGGUCAAACUUCAAGAGAUUACGUUUUAAGAAUCCGAACGUGAAACUUAUGUUGGCGAUAGGUGGGUGGGACGAAGGCAGUGUAACAUACUCUAACGUGGCUUCAUCGUCUCUUAAGCGUGCUGUAUUUGUAACAAGUGUGUACGAACUUUUGAAUCUAUACGGCUUCGAUGGACUUGAUUUUAAUUGGCAGGCUCCUGGCUUAAGAGGUGGUUUAUAUCAGCAAGACAAAAUAAAUUUCGCGAUUUUGUUAAGAGAAUUGAAAGAGAAAUUUGCUGGAGCUAAGCUUUUAACUGCGACUGUUGGUGCAGCGCAGGAAUAUCUGGAUCUAUCAUAUGAUGCUGUUCAAAUGAAUGAGUUAGUCCAAAAAAUUUCAAUUUUAUUCAGAAAAAUCGAUUCCAUUUGCUACUAUUCACACGACUUAAUAAAUCUUUAUACCUACGAAUACAACGGUGCAUAUGAUCCAGUUACUGGUCGAUUUCCGCCAGCAAUCACUGGUCUAAAUGCUCCGUUAUACGCUGCCACAUUCGAUGUGAACAAACAAUUGAAUCAAAAUGCAUCGGUGAAUGCAUGGAUCAAUGCUGGCGUCAGUCCCAACAAACUUUUGCUAGGAAUUCCGUUUUUUGGCCGAAAAUAUAAUUUAACUACACAAAAUAAUUCUCGUAAGGUUCCGUAUUUUUACGAUGAUUAUGAAUGGAUUAGUUAUGACGAUGCGCGCUCAGUACAGAUAAAGGCAGAGUACGCCGUAAGUCAGAACCUGGCUGGUGUAAUGGUGUGGUCUAUUGAGGAUGAUGAUAAUAAAAAUGUUUGUGGAGGAGGCGCAUACCCGUUGCUGAGUACUAUCUACAAAGUUUUGUCACCGAUGAAAUAAUUUUAAAUUCAUUUCUCCAGCGUCUUGAUGAAAGAGUCGAGAGAAAAAUAUUUUUUUGCAAAUU